This is a messenger RNA of Miscanthus lutarioriparius, 522 nucleotides long. The record is from the annotation of a GenBank genome assembly. NCBI's taxonomy places the organism in Eukaryota, Viridiplantae, Streptophyta, Magnoliopsida, Poales, Poaceae.
AUGGGGGGCGCCGUGCACACCGUGGUGGCGCCGAUCGAGCGCGUCAAGCUGCUGCUGCAGACGCAGGACGGCAACGCCGUGCUGCUGGGCAGGGCGCGCAGGUUCCGGGGCUUCGCUGACUGCGUCGCGCGCACCGUCCGGGACGAAGGUGUGCUCUCGCUCUGGCGCGGCAACGGCACCGCCGUCAUCCGCUUUAUGUCAGCUUGUAUGAUUGGACACAGGAAGGGUAAACAAGGCUAUGAUGUCAGCUUGUCAGGAAGGGAUCUGUACAGGAGCAUACUGAAAGAUGCUGGAACCUCAUCAGACAAUAAGUUCACUUCUAUUGCUCUUAGCAACUUGCUGCGCUGGGUUGCAGCACAGACCGUGACAUCCAUGGCAGCCGUACCCACUGGACACGGUGUGGCGGAGGAUGAUGAUGCAGUCAGGGAUGGAGGUGCAGAUGUACAGCAGCACACUCGACUGCUGGAGGAAGAUAUACAGGCUGGAGGGGAUCCGGUCACUCUACCGCGGUGCACUGUCUAA